Ascochyta rabiei is the source of this 1356-nucleotide messenger RNA. RefSeq lists its product as uncharacterized. The coding region runs from base 1 to 1356 and encodes 451 amino acids. Gene Ontology annotation, molecular function: metallocarboxypeptidase activity; zinc ion binding. The transcript is spliced from 2 exons. The record is from RefSeq and is a predicted model, not a curated record. Gene Ontology annotation, biological process: proteolysis. NCBI's taxonomy places the organism in Eukaryota, Fungi, Ascomycota, Dothideomycetes, Pleosporales, Didymellaceae.
AUGAAGUUUACGAACUUCGCUUUACUCGCUCCGUUGGUAGCAGUAUCCCCCCUCGAAAUCAGACAUGCCUCGGUUCCUCGUAAUGCAGAGGUCAGCUAUGACGGCUAUCACAUCUACCGUGUUGCUCCGUCGUCUGCCAACGAAGCCCGCGAGUUAGCAAACCGCUUUUCUCGCUACCACACCCAUCCCAUUCGAGACACUUUAUCUGUGGCCAUUCCACCUGACGAAGUCCUGUCUUUCGAGAGUCUCGCACUGAAAACUCGCCUCGUCAAUUCUGACUUGGGUGCUCACAUUCGUUCGAUUGACAGCAAACCCGCAACUUACGACCGCGCGUUGCACAAGCGUGGAGAGCUGCCAGAUCUAGCUUGGUAUGACUCGUAUCAUCCUUAUGCAGAGCACCUGGACUACUGGGAUGAUCUGACGCACUCGUUCCCAAAGAACUCGAAGAAGUUCUCGCUUGGAAGGAGCUAUGAGAAUAGAACCAUCUACGCGUACCAUCUUUUUGGCGAUAAGAACAAGGGCGGUUAUGGGCCGAAGACGAAAGACAAGCGGGAGAAGCCUGUCAUUCUUUGGCAUGCGACAGUGCAUGCUCGGGAAUGGAUAUCUACCAUGGUAAUUGAAUACCUUGCCUACCAGCUCAUCGACGGUUACAAAUCUGGCAACGCCAACGUAACCGCCUUUCUGGACCAUUACGAUUUCUACCUUGUGCCCUUCCACAACCCUGAUGGCUUCGUCUAUACACAAACCAAUGAUCGCCUCUGGCGCAAGAACCGCCAGCCUCGUCCUUCUGUCAAUACGACAUGCGUUGGUACCGACGGCAACCGCAACUGGAAGUUCGAAUGGGACGCCGAACCACCAGAGGGUGGAUCGACUCCCGAUCCGUGCGGCCAGACCUACCGUGGUCUCGCACCAGGCGACACACGUGAAAAUGCAGCGCUCGAUGCUCUAUCCGCCAAGCUCUCCAAACAAGGCGAAGGUAUCCGCUCAUUCAUCGACUUCCACUCGUACAGCCAGCUCGUGCUGACCCCAUGGGGGUAUUCCUGCGAUCCACUUCCCGCAACCAUCGACCGCAUGCUCGAAGUCGCCAACGGAACUGCGAGGGCCAUUGAGGCGGCAAGCGAGAGGAACAGCACAUACCAGGCGGGACCCGGGUGUCAGAUCCUGUACUUUUCGACUGGCAAUUCUCGAGAUCACCAUCAUGCUGUGCAUGGGGCGAACCAUUCGUGGACACUCGAGCUGAGUCCGGCAGACGAGGCGGGUGGUGGAUUCGUCCUGGACCCGAAGGAGAUUUGGCCAGUCGUCAAGGAACAGUGGGCUGGGCAGUUAUGGACGCUGAGUGAGGUUUGGGAUGAUUAG